GCGCCGCGGUCAGUCAGUCGGUGAGGCCGCCGGCGGGAGCAGCGCCGGUGGCGGGAGGGGGCCCCGCCGCCCGCCGCCAUGAAGGGCAAGGAACGCUCGCCCGCCAAAGCCAAGCGUUCGCGGGGCGGCGGCGGCGAGGACUCGGCGUCCUCCUCCUCGUCGACGCGGGGCGAGCGGAGCAGCAAGAAGCCGAGCGGCUCCGGCGGCUCCAACGGCAGCGGCGGGAAAGCGGCGGCCGCGGCGGCCUCCAACGAGAGCAACAGCGGGAGCAGCCGGCGCGUGUCGCACCCGGACAAGGCCAGCCGCGCCGGGAGCCGAGAGUACGAGAGCGGGGCGGCGGCGGCGGCGAGCGGCGGGGGCAGCCGGCACAGCUACGGCAGCGGUAAAACAGCGGAGGCGUCGCGGAGCAGCAGCAGCCGCAGCGGUGGCGGUGAGUCCCGGGCACCGGCAGCGGUUCCUUCCUCCUCUUCCUCCGAGUCGGGCGGCGGCGGCGGGGAGUACAAGACGCUGAAGAUCAGCGAGCUGGGGUCGGCGCUGAGCGACGAGGCGGUGGAGGAUGGACUCUUCCACGAGUUCAAGCGCUUCGGCGACGUGAGCGUGAAGAUCAGCCGCCUCCCGCCCGGCACCGGCGCUGCCGACGAACGCGUGGCCUUUGUCAACUUCCGCCGGCCCGAGGAUGCCCGAGCCGCCAAACACGCCCGCGGCCGCCUCGUUCUCUACGACCGCCCGCUGAAGAUCGAGGCCGUGUACGUCGGGAGCGGCGGAGGGAGCGGCCGGCGCCGCAGCAGCCGUUCCCCGGCCUUGCUGGACAAGGAGUCUCCUUACGGCGCGGCAGCCGUAGGGGUGGCCGCAGCGGCGGCAGCUGCGGUUCGGCACCCUGCGGCUGGGGCGACGCAGAGGGCUUUGUCGCCCGCCGGCAGCGGCGGGGCCCUGGGUUACCGUGACUACCGGCUGCAGCAGCUCGCCCUGGGCCGCUUGCCGCCUCCGCCCCCUCUGCCCCGGGAGCUGGAGAGGGAGAGGGACUACGGGGGGUUCUACGAGGCGAGAGUGCGGCCGGCCUACGGGCUGGAGCGGGUGGCCGGGGUGGCUGCCGCCGGGGGGUUUCGCGGAGGCGGCGGCGGCGGCGCUGGAGCGGCCGGCGAGGAGGAGAUCAGCCCCGAGGACGAUCAGAGAGCCAACCGCACCUUGUUCCUGGGCAACCUGGACAUCACCGUCAGCGAGUCCGACCUGCGGCGAGCGUUUGACCGUUUCGGGGUCAUCACCGAGGUGGACAUCAAGCGGCCGGGGCGGGGCCAGACCAGCACCUACGGUUUCCUUAAGUUUGAGAACCUGGACAUGGCUCACAGGGCCAAGCUGGCCAUGUCGGGGAAGGUGCUCCUGAGGAACCCCAUCAAGAUCGGGUAUGGGAAAGCUACUCCCACUACCAGGCUUUGGGUGGGGGGCCUCGGGCCUUGGGUUCCGCUGGCUGCCCUGGCCAGGGAGUUCGAUCGCUUCGGCACCAUCCGCACCAUCGACUACCGCAAAGGGGAUUCCUGGGCCUACAUCCAGUACGAGAGCCUGGACGCGGCGCAGGCAGCCUGCACCCACAUGCGAGGCUUUCCCCUGGGGGGCCCCGACCGCCGCCUCCGCGUGGACUUUGCCGACACCGAGCACCGCUACCAGCAGCCCUACCUGCAGCCCCUGCCCCUGCCGCCCGCCGCUCAUUACGAGCUGGUGGCGGAGGCGGCUGCCUUCGGGGCUCACCGGGGAGCCCCACCCGAUCCUCUGCGGGGGGCCCGGGACAGGACGCCUCCGUUGCUCUAUAGAGACCGCGACAGAGAUCUUUAUGCCGAGGCAGAGUGGGUGCCUCCCCCACCCCCUGUGCGGGACAGGAGUAACCGGGCAGCUGCCUAUGACCCACUGGAAAGCCUUGAACGCCGCCGGGAUGGUUGGUCCUUGGAGAGGGACCGAGGGGAGAGGGAAUUGGGCAGUAGUAGUAGGGAGCAGCCUAGGAAACGUAGGCUGGCGGAGGACGGAGGCCGGCACUUGGAUCGCUCUCCGGACAGCGAGCGCUCCUCUUCCUCCCGCAAGCGCCACUGUUUAACCACCACCUCGCCCCCCGACCGCAGCCCCGAGCUCCUGGCCGGGAGGGAGCGUUACGGUAGCGACCUGGAGCGCUCAUCCUCUCGUUUGCUCCUCUUGGAGCGACCUUCUCCCGUCCGGGAAUCGCGGAGGGGCAGCCUGGAGCGGGGCCAGAACGAGAAACGCGACCGCAAGAACUCGGCGGAACGGGAGCGGAAGCACCGCGCCGGUGCCGGCGCCGCCGCCGUGGCCGCGCAGGAGUGCAAGAGCCCGGCCAAAAAGGACGAGCGUGCGGCGGAGGGAGGCGCAGGAGGAGGCUCCCGCCUCAAACCUCCCCCUCAGAAACAGCAGCAGGACGGCGCGGCCCAAGCCGGCGGAGCCCCCAAGCUCUGCCUGGCUUGGCAAGGGAUGCUCCUGCUGAAGAACAGCAACUUCCCGUCCAACAUGCACCUGCUGCAGGGGGACCUCGGCGUGGCCAGCAGCCUGCUGGUGGAGGGAGCGACUGGCGGCAAAGUGGCUCAGCUCAAGAUCACUCAGCGGCUUCGCCUGGACCAGCCCAAGCUGGACGAGGUCAACCGACGCAUCAAAGUGGCGGGACCCAACGGCUACGCCAUCCUCUUGGCCGUGCCCGGCGCCUCGGACAGCCGCUCCUCAGCCGCAGCUGCCGAGGCUGCUGCCACCACCACCUCCACGCAGCGGCCGCUCAGGAAUCUGGUGUCCUACCUAAAGCAAAAGCAGGCUGCUGGGGUGAUCAGCCUGCCCGUGGGGGGCAACAAAGACAAGGAGAACAGCGGGGUCCUGCACGCCUUCCCCCCCUGCGAUUUCUCCCAGCAGUUCCUUGACUCCACGGCCAAGGCCUUGGCCAAAUCAGAGGACGACUAUUUGGUCAUGAUCAUUGUCCGGGGGGCAUCCUAAUAAGACCCUUCCUGGUGUUCUCUGUACCCAACCCUGCCUCCUCUUCCUCCUCCUCCCCUUCCUCCUCCUCCUCCUCCUCCACACAGCCCCUCCAGCGUGUGCCAGGUGCUAUGGGAUACAGCCUUAGCCAGCCCUGUCGUGGUUUCGAGUUAGAGCUUUGUUUCUAGGUGACUUAUUUUUCCCCCUCUCCCCACCCCAGCCUGCUUUGUUGUGGUGUUGGUUGGUUUUUGGGGGGUUUACUUUUUACUUUUCCCUCUGUUCCUGCAUUUUUCUCUCCAGUUAGAAGCCAGAAUGGUUGGGUUUAGCCAGUAGUGUGAGUAGGAUGCUUUGAGGAUUCCUCCCCUCCUGUUGUUGGGGCAGAGCAGGGAAGGUGGCAGGGAAGUGAGGCCUGCUUUGAUUUACAUAAACCAAAAAGGAGAAAAAGAAAUGAGGGGGGGGGAGAGAAAAAAACCCACCCAACAAACCCCUAGGGGAGGGAGGGGGUGAGGAAGGUUACACUUCCUUAUUUUUGGUCUUGUUUUUUCCUUUCCCCCUUCGUUUUGGUGUCCUUUUGUCAUUUCAUGGGUUUUUAAAGGCUCAUCCUGGAUCAAGUGGCAAAGCUGAAAGAGCAGAUUGGAAGCACUCAAGCAGCUGAAAGUGUGGGGCCAAAGGGGAAGGGGGGGGGCAAAAAAUCUCACCCAUAAAGUCCCACCCUGGUGUCAACUCCCUUUUUUUUUGCGGGGGGGGAGCUUUAAUUAUUUGAUGUUUUGAAUCCUUCAUCUUUUCUAAGAGCCUCAGGCCAGAGACCUUUUGGCCUGCAUGAUCUCCUCCCUCCUUCCUUCACCCCCACAUCAGGAAGCCAAAGGGUUGGAGGUUGAUUGCUCCUUCAGGUGCCCAGCACCUGCUGUCUGCUCCAGGGUGGGGGCAGAACAUUUUGGGGAAGUCCUUUUCAAGUGGAAGCAUUUUUUUAUCCACUGCUCCCCUCCUCAAACUGCAUGCACUGAAAGGAAGCUUUUGGCUCUUGGGGUUUAUUUUUACCACAAAUGAUUCCUCCUCUUUUUUAAGAAGUAAAUCCUGUGAGUUGUAUCCCAUAAUAUGCACUUUUGGGUUUGUAGCAGUGGCAACAGUCGUUGGUUGCUAGCUGAGGGCAUUGUAACUGUCUGGUGGUGGGGCAGGAUUCAAGGAGGUGCUCUCACUUAGCUCCUGGGUUUUGGCUUUUUCCUGCCUUUUGAGGGGGGAGGUUUUUUGUUUCCCUUCCUUCUCCUCCUUCCCUUCUCCAGCCACGAGCUGCAGGUACAGGGAGGGGAGGCUGUUUGGUGCCACAGUGCAAACUCUUCAGCUUCUCUCUCCAGGGAUGGUUUCUAAUUCUGUGAUAAUUUAAUUACAUUCAAGUUCUCAUUAACUUUCAGUUCUUUUUCCCCCCCCUUUAACUUCUUUGUUAAUAGCAAGAAACUGCUGCCUGCUGCCAAGGGCCUCUUGGGCUACGCUGCCCUGGGCAUUACAUGAGGUUUAGCCUUUGAAAGUUGCCUUCUUUUAGCACCUUGGAAGAAGCAGUCAGGGUUCACCCCCCCCCAAGAUGCUGAUGUUUUCCAUUCUCAAAAGGAAACAUUUUGGCUUUUUCCAAAGAACUUAGUUCAGGUUUUUUUCCCCCUCCCUUUAUUGGACACUUUCCUCCAGCUCCAUCAGGUGUUGAGGAGGGAAGAAGGGAUCUGAAUCCCUGUUGUUUUGUUUGCCAGUCAAAAGGAUGCUGCAGCAAGCUGCUGAUCUGAGAGGUCCAUCUGCCUGUAGCUGUUUACAGACCUCCCCCCCAAAUUGUAACCUUGCACUUAACCCCCCCCACCCCACCCCCUGUUGUAGCCUUGCACUUAGCCGCGUUUGCAGGGAGCUGGGCGCUGGAGAGCGAUGCUGCUUCCCUCGGCCAAGCCUCCCCCGUGUUCCUCAGCCCCUUGAUAAAGGGACGAGUUGAACUCUGCUUCCAGUGACACCCGAAUGACAAAGGGACAAGUUGAUUGCUUUCUUCAGUGCUGCAAAGAAUCAAGUUGAAAAUGCAGGAGGAGAAAAGGUCCUGAAUGUGUUUGCUGGGUGCAGUGGCUCUGAUCUCCCUCGCUUCAGAGCUGCUGUCGCUGACCCAGUAGUACCCCUGUGCUGUGCUGAACCGAACCCACCUGGGUUCAGGUGAGGCUUUGAUUCCCUUGAGCUGACCUCCAUGAGUAGAUUUAGUGGCCCAAGCGUGCUGGGGAGCAGAGAACCUGAAUGUGGCAGCACAGCUUGAGCUGGGCUUAUUUAUUUCUUUGUAGUGGCUUUUUCUUUCCGAAGGGAAAGGUCCAAACCUCAUUUAAUGCUCUGAGACGUUUAGAGGGUCAAAUCCCAGCGUUUUGCUGGGUUGCUGCCCUCCAGUGUGAAUGUGAUGGCAGACUCCAGCUGUUCCUCUUCCUAUUAACAAGGAGGCUUCCUCCCAAAUGACACUGCUAAAGCCAACGUCGAUGUUUUAGGAGGGGCAGAGCCUUCACCAGCACCACCUCAGCAAAGAACCCUGGCAGGUGCCUGGCGGCGAGCGAGCAACAAACACCCAACUCCCCAGGGGUGCUGCUUGUGCUUGGAGCUGGAUUUUCUUGGUGCAUCUGACCCAAGUGACUUUUUUAAAGGCCAAAAGACUGAGAAUUCAAACCUGGCCAAGACCACCUAAAACCCCCACCCCAGCAGCUCUGAUGCUUGUGUCUAACCCUUCAGCUGGCGGAGGAAGGUGUUUGUUGGGCCGACGCGCGGCAGGCACCUGCUUCUAAAUCCCCUCCAACUUGGGCUCAGCAGAGCUCCUCGAAGCCGACUCAGUGUGGGAAGCCUUUGGGAAGAACACCCCGGGUGCAAUUCCAGGUUUUGCCUGUAACACAGUGGUGGUUGUAUCUGCCAUGGGCCUUCUAGGGAUGAAAAUGGUUCUGUGCUGGAGGCUAGGAAGGAGCGGGCGAGGCUGCCUUUGGCUCCAGGUUUCCUGGUGGUUUACUGGGGGGUGUCCCUGCUCCUUUCAGUCUGGUUUCUGUGUGGUUGCUGCUCUGUUUUGUAAGCAAAGGUUUUUACACACCCUCUGAGGGUUCUUAAAACGUAGUUGGCUGGCAAGAGUGGGGUUUGUAUUCAAUGACUCUGCCAGCGCUGAGGCUUCCCCUGCGGCUCAGUGGGUUCUGCUUCGCUCCGCGGUGGAAUCAGUGCCCGCUGAGUCGGCUCAGCCCAGGCUGAGCAGGAGGAGAAGGCUGUGUUUGACACCACCUCUGUGUAGAGCAAAGCAGAUGCAGCAGCCUGGAGCUCUCCUGUUUGUGUUUGGCAUUGUGAUGUCGCUCAGUACUUCUCCUGCCCAUGGGGGUGCAGCUGCUGUCCCUCUCCAUUUCAUUCGGUUGGUUGAAUUAAGCGUGGAAAAAGGAUGUCCUUUUCCUCAAUCAUUUCAUAGCCAAGGCUUAAAGCUUUGGGGAAAGAACCUCAAAUGACUCAGACCUUUUUGUUUAAAGCUUUUUAGUCGUUUUGUUUUGUGGUUUUUUGUUUUGUGUUUUGGUUUGGUUUGAAUUGGAAACUUUACGCAACUUCCUUGGCUGGCAGCCAGUGGCUUUGUUUGCUCCCUUCUGGUGUCAGGCACUGCUGGGGCUGUGGGUGAGCUGUCGUGACCCACUCUGGGAUCCCCGAGGCUGUGGCUCCCUGCUCUGGGCUCCCUGAGGCUCUGGCCCUGCUCUGGGCUCCCUGAGGCUGUGGCCACCCACUCUGGGCUCCCCGAGGCUGCGGUCCCCUCUCUCAGAGGCUGCCAGUUACAAGUUCUACCACAUCCUUAGCGUUGGUGAGAGGGCAGAAGGCUUUACCCUGGCCAAGCAGCCUGAGCUUUCUCUCUCUCUCUCUCAAUUGCUCAAGGAUGUUAGAGGGUUGAAGUGUUUGGUGACAACUUGCUCAGCCCCUGUGGAGGGAGGCAGAGUUUGACACCUCUUGCUUUGAGGACCCAUCUGGUCGGUGGUAACCGAGGUGAGAGGCCCAAAGGGAGGAGAAACAAACCCAAAAUGGGAAGAUAGGUUCAAAGAAAAAAACCCAAACCUCUGAGGACUCAGGGAAAAAUGUCUUGGAAAAGUCCUUGUUCCUGGCUUAAAGCAAAGCAGUGUUGAGGGCAGUGUUCCUGAGGAGGCUGCUGCUGAGGAGAGCCAAGAGUGGAGGGAAUUCUUGCCAUGGACUUGGAGAGCUUUUGGGGUUCUUUCCCCUUCUAUUCUCCCCUUUCUUUGUUCCUCUGCAGCUAUCCCUAAAGUGAAGGAUGAGCUCAUUUGGUUUGUGUCAGGCUUCAAAGCAGUCCCCAGGGAAUGGUUCCUGGAACAUUUCAACCUGCUGCAGUUUUGCUGGUGUGGAAAUGACGAUGCCUGGAUUUAGGAACAGUUGUCAAUGGUGGGAGAUGUGUCUUGGAUUUGAGCUUUUCCUCUUGGGAAUUUGCCUGCCUGUAGAAUCCUACAGCAGAAACGAGAGCAGAAGAGCAAAAAUCUCUAGACUACAAUUCAGCCUUUUGCCUCCAGGAAAUGCUCUUUGGAGGGGAAAAACCCAACUGAAUUCUUAGGGUUGGGAUUUCUUUUGGUGUUUUUUUUUGACCUGGUUGAAUUCUUUUGAUGUUCUCCCACUUGGUCAAUGGAAGUUGACUGCUCAGCAGUACUGUAAAGGACUUUUGAGUCUAAUCUUGGUGCCCUGCAGUGCUUGGGAUGCUUCUCUCCAUCUCAUUUUGAGGUGUUUUGGUGGUUUGUUUGGUUUGUUGGGUUGGGUUUUUUUCCCUGGUGCCUGACAGGUGGUUUUGGUGCUUUUGUUUUUGAAGCCUUCCCCCUUCAAGUAGAAUAUUGAGAGGGGCUUCAUUGCUCUUUUGUGUUGAUCUGGAUGCUGUAAGGAGGAGGGGAUGGGAAGGGGAAAAAACCUCCAAAACCCAACCCAAAAUAACCUAACCCAAACCAGGAGCAAAUUCUGUUGUGUAACAUUUCCCUCUUGCAAAGCCAAGCUGGUGGAGUGGCAGAAUACAAAUUAUGAUGGGAGGUAACCCACCCCAAGCUCUUUAAAUGAAACCCCAAACCCAACAAAGUAAAUAAAAAUCAAAACAGCAAAAGAAAAAAAAACAGCAAAAUAAAAAAAUCAAAGAGCAAAAUAGAAUCAAAAUGGAAAGAGGAAAACAAUAAAGAGGAAAUCAAAAUCAAAAGAGCAAAACAAUAAAAGAGGAAAUUGAAAUCAAGAGAGGAAAUUAAAAUCAAAAGAGCAAAACAAUCAAAAUAGCAAAACAAAUCCCAAAUCAAAUCAAAAGAGCAAAACCCAAAUCCCAAAUCAAAAGAGGAAACCCAAAUCCCAAAUGAAAAGAGCAAAACCCAAAUCAAAGAGCAAACCCAAACCCCAAAUCAAAUCAAAAGAGCAAACCCAAGCCCCAAAUCCAAACAAUGAAGCAAACCAAAGCCACCAAAUUAAAACAGCAAACCAAGACACCCCAGUGGCCCUUUGGGCCAAGAAGCUGUUGGCUUGAUGUGAAGUUUUCCAUCCUAAGGGCCUGGUGAAUGCAAGAAAAGUUUUUCUCUGGUUAAUAUUUGUGCAGUUCACUAAACCCCAAACAAAGGCAGCUUUAAAAGGGUUACAACCCCCAACCCUCCAACCCUUCAGUUGUGUAUCUGCUACUGGGAUGCCAAUUUGCCCCUGUGUUCAGUGGGGAAACAACCCAAGCCAUGACUGAAUGAUGACCUCUUUGCUUUGUGCUGUGCACACAACAUUGCUGGGGAGGAAAAAAAAAACCCAACAACCCAAAAGAGUCAAAGGAGUUACCUUUUUGAUGGCUCACACAGCUUAAAAGACAACAAAAAUAAUCCCCCCCC
Messenger RNA from Pogoniulus pusillus (Red-fronted tinkerbird), 8801 nucleotides. It is a transcript of the gene RBM15, whose product is annotated as RNA binding motif protein 15. The transcript has a single exon. The record is from RefSeq and is a predicted model, not a curated record. NCBI's taxonomy places the organism in Eukaryota, Metazoa, Chordata, Aves, Piciformes, Lybiidae. Gene Ontology annotation, molecular function: mRNA binding. Gene Ontology annotation, biological process: regulation of alternative mRNA splicing, via spliceosome. Gene Ontology annotation, cellular component: nucleus. The coding region runs from base 79 to 2976 and encodes 965 amino acids.